UUUUAAAAAAUCUGAUCCGCUGAAAUUUUGCUGAAAAGAAAUUCAAAAUUGUCUCACCAUUGAUGAUUAUUGUAUCUUUAGACUAAAUUGUGACUUGUUUAACGUAUUUAUAGUUAAUUUUUGUAAUAACACUUUUUCUUUAGCCAUAUUUAAAAUUUACAUGCUUCAAGAUGUUGGUUACUGUAAGGACAUUGAACCAGCAAACAUUCAAAAUUGAAAUCGACCCCGAAGAGAAGGUUAGCGAUUUGAAAAAGAAAAUAGAAGAAACGAAAGGCCCAACCUUUGCAGUUGCAAACCAGAAGUUGAUUUAUGCAGGGAAAAUUUUGAGCGACGAGAAUAAAAUAAGUGAAUGCAAUAUUGAAGAAGCUAAAUAUGUCGUUGUUAUGGUUCUACAACCUAAAACAGAGCAAACAUCAAGUGCCAGUCCAAGUGCUCCAAGCAAACCCAUCAGUACUCCAACUACUGGUGCCACUGGCUCGAGCAGUGCGUCAACAGCUACCACAACCGGCUCGUCAAUAGAAACAAGUAAAGCUUCAGCCAAGAAAGAAAGUAGUGGCAAAGAGGAAACAGCAACAACUCCUUCUGCUGAAUCAAAUCUAGUUUUAGGAGAUCAAUUUGAAGAUAUGGUCAAAAACAUCAUGGAAAUGGGUUAUGAUCGUAACCAAGUGGAGAAAGCAUUGAGAGCCAGCUUCAAUAAUCCAGAAAGAGCUGUUGAAUAUCUUAUAAAUGGGCUACCAUUGGAUGCUGUUGCCGAUGAAACCGCUCCUCCAGUUAGUGAGGGUGAAACUGGUGGAUCCACAACUCCUACCACAGGUGGUCGAAUAGUUUCUGCGGAUCCUAGUAAUCCUCUGGCUUUUCUUCGUAGCCAACCAAUGUUUUUACAGAUGAGACAAAUAAUCCAACAAGAUCCUCUAGCACUUUAUAAUUUAAUGCAACAAAUUCGUGAAACUAAUCCUCAAUUAUACGAGCUGAUAAAUCGAAACCAGGAGAAUUUUGUUCAAAUGUUAAAUGAACCAGAUAUGGCUGGACAAGCAACAGGACCAAUUUCAAAUCCAGCAUCACUUGGUGGCAGUAAUACAGGAGGAACAGGUGGUGGUGGUGGUGCAUCAGGAUUUCCUUCUGGGAUCGAAAAUUUAAUCGGAACAGCGCAUAUCACUCAGGCAGAUAAAGAGGCCAUUGAGCGGCUGAAAGCUCUCGGAUUCCCUGAAUAUUUGGUAAUUCAAGCCUAUUUUGCGUGUGAUAAAAACGAAAAUUCGGCUGCAAAUUUCCUUCUUUCACAAGCUUUUGAUGAUUGAUUAACACUUGAAUCAUUGCUAUCCAAAAAAAGAAAUCAGACUCCAUAAUUAGUCGCUAAUCUCUCCUUCAACAUUGCUGGGAAUUGCUCAGCAAAUCGGUUCCAGUUCUCUUCGCCAAUUUGAUUUUUGAAGCCAUGGAGAAUCUAAGACGAAAGAUUAGAGAUUAAUAUUAAAUAUCAUAUUUGUUUUGCGAUAAGGCCAAGGGUCGUCCACAAUGAUAAAAAAACAAAAUCAAACAUUGAUUAACAAUAACAGUUUGAUAAAAUAUUAACUUAAUCUUAUAAU
Tetranychus urticae (two-spotted spider mite) is the source of this 1580-nucleotide messenger RNA. It is a transcript of the gene Rad23, whose product is annotated as UV excision repair protein Rad23. Gene Ontology annotation, cellular component: nucleoplasm; cytosol. Gene Ontology annotation, molecular function: damaged DNA binding; ubiquitin binding; proteasome binding. Gene Ontology annotation, biological process: nucleotide-excision repair; proteasome-mediated ubiquitin-dependent protein catabolic process. The record is from RefSeq and is a predicted model, not a curated record. NCBI's taxonomy places the organism in Eukaryota, Metazoa, Arthropoda, Arachnida, Trombidiformes, Tetranychidae.